AUGGUUGUUGUUUAUGACGAUUAUGCAAUGACGAUGGCGAUAAUUUUGGAUAAUUCUCAAUAUUUGCUUGCCCUGUCAAGUUGCAAAAAUGCAAACCAUAAUGUUUUUGUUUCAAAUGCCACUGAUCCAUGUGACCAAGAUGAUUGGGAGCACUACUCCAAACUAACUAAUGAAACUGGAGAAAAAGUUCAGAUUGUGGGAGAUGAUCUCUUGGUCACCAAUCCAAAAGUAGAAUUGGCAUUUCUAUGGUUGAGAAGGUUAUCAAAUAAAAACUUUCAAUGCCAUUCUUCUCAAGGUAUUACUGGAUUAAUCAAAUUGGAUUUGUUACUGAAAGCAUUAAAGCUGUCAAAAUGUCCAAGAAAGCUGGAUGAGGUUGGUGAAACCGAUUAUACAUUUAUUGCUGAUCUUUCAGUGGGUUUCGCUACAACAAUAACAUAUCUGCUUCUGCGUAUUAAAGAGGAGCUCGGUAUAGAUGCAGUUUAUGCCAGAUUCGACUUACGUGCUCCUGUUGAACCCUAUUAA
Durio zibethinus is the source of this 522-nucleotide messenger RNA. RefSeq names its product enolase-like. Gene Ontology annotation, molecular function: magnesium ion binding; phosphopyruvate hydratase activity. Gene Ontology annotation, biological process: glycolytic process. The record is from RefSeq and is a predicted model, not a curated record. Lineage: Eukaryota; Viridiplantae; Streptophyta; Magnoliopsida; Malvales; Malvaceae. Gene Ontology annotation, cellular component: phosphopyruvate hydratase complex.